Molecule: messenger RNA, 1851 nt
Organism: Lingula anatina
Lineage: Eukaryota; Metazoa; Brachiopoda; Lingulata; Lingulida; Lingulidae
Biological process (GO): microtubule-based movement
Molecular function (GO): microtubule motor activity; microtubule binding; ATP binding
Source: RefSeq, a predicted model, not a curated record
GGGAGAUUGGUAGACGCGUUUUCCGGGACCGAGGGUGUAGAGUCCGCAUUGCUUCCAUUGGCAUCGCGAGACGGACUGGUGCAUUGAGCAAUGGGAGCCACGGAGUCGGUCCUAAAUGACCGGUCACCGCCAUGGUCCGUUCAUGGUCAAACGACCAAAUCCCGAAAUGUCAGGAAUGUCACUAUGUCAGCCCCUGGAUCUCACCCUCUGAGAGGCAGAACCAACAUUGCUGCUUUCCGCGACGUCAACCGGCUACACAUUGCGAACGGCCGUCGGUCACAAGAUGAUCGCGACAGUGAGGCCUUUCAGUCGGCGUCACCCUACGGCCCUUUGGAAUUUAAACAUCAGAAACAUGGGGUUAGCUCGGAGCCUGUAACAAAAGAAUUUGACCAGGAAAUUCAGCGGAUUUCUAAUUUAGUGAAUGUUCUUGAAAGCCUUGAGAAGAACCUGCCAACUUGUGAGCCGCCGUGUCCUCCAAGCGAAAAUCGGGAAGCUGUCGUGCCCGGUGUGUUAUUGUCUUUUAACCGGACAAUCCCUGCUGAAGAGGUUCUGCCGAAGAAAAGUGUGCGUUUUGAACUUGGCGGCUGCAGGAUGGCCAGUCGCCAGGCGACUUCUGCGACUUUUUCUCUGGAGCAGGGGGAAGUAGCCAGAGUAGAGCCAGUGUUACACGUGAGGGGCCACAGAGCGAAGUUGGACGGACAAAUCGAAGUCAGUAGAGUGCCGACGCAAACUGAAAAUCUACAGAAGACGGUUGUAGCCAGAGUACCUUCCCCUUUGCCGCAAAAAUACAGUCGAGAAAGCCGUCCCAGACGAGGAGCAGGAAGGUGGUGCGAGCACUGUAAUAUCCGCCUGCUGGAGUUGAAAAGACAGGCAGUCAGAAUUCUCAUCCCAAUACAGAAGUUAAGACAUCUGUAUGCACACAAGGCACAGGACUUGUGUCAGUUGGUGCAGUUAUCCCCAAGGCAGGACCCAGAUUUAGUUGGGCGUAUCCAAGAUCGACUGUUUAUCCCUGACAACUGCAGACGCGCCCUGGUCAGCGACCGGUGUCAGGUGUGCGAGACCCAUGUGGGACAACUGAAGCAAGAAGUGGUCAGCAUGGUGCAGUCAUUUGAGCGUGCUCAGUCCCAAGAUGCUGCCUCGUCAGCUCCAGGUGGCAGUUCCACCUCUGCCUCGGCCCCUGCCCCUGUGGCUAGAACUGCCAAGGUACCCACAGUGUUAAGGUUGCCUUCUUCAGGAACUCCAAGCGGUCAUCACAGAUUAGCGAGGCAAAGCCGAGCCCAUCAUUCAUCUAACGGGAAUAACUCUCCCAGUCCAGUUGCAGCCCAAGCUCAGGCCUACCUGGAACAGAACGUGUUACUGUGGAUGAACCCAGCCAAGCAAAACCAGAUGUAUCCAGGUCCACAAGGUGCUCCAACCCAAGCAGGUAACAUGGCCAUGGCUACUGACAUGUCCAAUAGAGAUGGAACUGGGCGGUUCCCAGUCGGUCAAGUGGCUCCUCACUAUUCCCCCCAGUAUACUCCAGCAUUGCAGUAUGGUCCAGCACCUCAGUAUGGCUUCACGUCACCUCAGUAUGGUACCACAGCACCACAGUUUAAUGGUGCAUCACCUCAGUACAGCACCACAGCAGCACCCCAUUAUAUGGGCAGUCCCCAGCAAGUGAGGUCCCCUGUGAGUCAGUACUCUCCACAGUACCCUCUUCAACAGACCCCAUACCACCUCCAACACCCCAUGACAGGGCAGUCUGCAGCAGCCUCUUUCUUUGCCAGGUUAGUGUUCUUGUGUGCACAUGUAGUCUUCUGCAGUGGAAGUGUUUUUGUCUUUCUUAUUUUUUUGUAUUUAAAAGGCCAUUGA